Messenger RNA from Pseudophryne corroboree (corroboree frog), 3136 nucleotides. RefSeq names its product zinc finger protein 16-like. Lineage: Eukaryota; Metazoa; Chordata; Amphibia; Anura; Myobatrachidae. The record is from RefSeq and is a predicted model, not a curated record. The transcript has 3 exons. Bases 257 to 2890 code for a protein of 877 amino acids.
CAGGGAUUUGAGGUUGGAGCUGAAGUAGAACUGAAUGACGGCGCCACGGCUGUGGAUGACUGCUCUGCAGUUAAGGUGCCUCUCCCUGCAAGGCUACUGUGAUCCCAGCAGCGCUACAGCAAGCGGUGUCAACGGGUUGCUAUGACUACCGAGCAUGUGGAUGAUGUCAUCGGGACGGCGCCCUGAGACCACCGGAAUCUCCACGCCGAUCUGAGGCUGCACACGCCAGCAUGGAGAGGUUAUUUAGGAGAAUAAGAUGGACCUGCCUGUAUGGCACCAUCUCCAUUACGCUGAAGAAUCGAGCAGUGACGACAGUCUGGAUUCCCAGCAAGUGCUAUCCGCACCUCCCAAGGUUAAGAACCUGGAUAUACUAAAUUAUGGUUCUGACAUCAAGAGGUUAAUUGAGGAGAAAGAACACUUGGAAAGUAAGACGUCUCUGUUGUCAUCCUCUGAAGGCCUACACGGAGAACUCCACAUGAAUGAAGUACAGGUUGAUGGUGACUCUGUUUGGAGAAACAUGUACGAUGACGAUCUUCAUGACCAGUCUUCUGAGUUGGCAUCUGGUUUUGAAGAAGAGGAAAUUUCUCACGCAGAGAUCGUCUCGGCCUCAGCGUAUGGUCGCCCUCCCUCUAACUCCAAUGAGCUGUAUUCUGCUGCCACUCUGCCCCAUGAAGAAGAUGGUAGAGAGGGAUUAGGAAAAUAUAGUUACUUUAAUGCAAACACCCAGUUUGCCGGUACCGUAAAGCCUUGGGUGAAAAGCCACAAAUGCUCCAGGUGUGGACGUCAGUUUGGACGUUUGUACAACCUGGAGAAACAUAUAUGCAUAAAGACGGCCUUAGGCAUUCCUCAGCAGCCAGUCUGCAAUGUAGGUUAUAAUUUUUCCAAUAGCGGCAAGAAAAAUAAUGUUUCAGCAAAGAAGAGUGAACAAAACCAGGAGUCUAUGAAUAGGUUAGAGAGCAUGUGUGUUGAAGCUCAAAAGCAGCUUCAAAGUCUAAAGGGACAUUACAAGAAUGAAGAGGAGUAUGCAGAUCUGUCCAGUACUGCAAUGGAAGUAGACCUGUCGGACAUGCAGACAUGGAAUCAGGAGGGUCUCCCUGGAGAUGGCACGUUAGUAUCUGCCAACAAAAUAUCUUCUAAAGGUACUGUUACUUGUCACCGCUGCGGACGCAAGUUUAGGAGUAUAUGCAAUCUAGAGUUUCACGUUUGCCGCAAUGAGGAGACUAGGAUGUUUGUUUCACCAAACUUGAAUGCUUCUCAAAAUACCAUUCCAGUACCAUCAUUAGUAAAAGUGGAACAAGACUCGGACAGUCACUCUGAGCACAUCCCUUCCCCUUCAGAGAAACUGAAGAGUUUCUGUAAUAACUCUGAUUCUAUGAGGUCUCUUGGGAACAGCAGAGAGAAUAUUGUCAGUUCAGCUACCCUCCCUGGUAAAACGGUUGAAAUUUUCAAAUGCCAGCAGUGUAAGAGAGUUUACAAUAAGCGAUGUUCAUAUGCCACCCACAUGCGCUGGCAUAUGAAAGAGCGAGAUUUUGCAUCUUCUGUGACUAGCACAGUGGAAAGGGCUAAAGUAACAGAGGACCAGGAACCUGGUUGGACCGCUCUACAUGAUGCUGCUUCGAACCCAGUCAACUCCCACAAAUCAUCUCAAACUUUUACAUGCGAGUAUUGCUGUGCAGUAUUCAAUAAGCAUUGUUCAUAUGCCACUCACACUCGCUGGCAUUUGAAAGAAAGUGAAACUGUAUCUACUGUGACUAGUCCGACUCCAAAGCCAGCACGGGGAGACCAGGAAAGUAGUAGACUGGCAAAACAAGUUCCUUCCAUGUCGGUAAAACAUCUGAAGAGUAGUGAGAAGAACACUAGUACCAUUAUUCUUUUCAGCUGCCAGCUUUGUGGGAGAGUGUUUAAUAAGAGCUGUUCCUUUUCCAACCACACUCGUUGGCAUACGAAAGAGAGAGAAUUUCUGAAAAGCGUUAAAGCUGAGGCCCAAAUGGUCCUUAUGGAAGGAGAGGAAUACGUGGAGGUAGGUGACAUCACAGAUGUAGAGGAUCAACAAAAUAGGCCAACUGAUAGAGACCAUGAUGACGGUAUCACCUUCUCCGAUGUCCAUGAUGAUAAUAGUAAUUUUCAAGGCUUCAGUGGCCAAGUCAAGCAUUUAAAUUUGGGCGACCUUCAUACAAACGGGGAAAAGCCAAAUAGCAGUGAAGAUUCUGGAGAUAAUCCAAACUCUAAUCAGGUAGACUCCAACCAACAAAGGCCUUCUACUCUGGUUCCAGAAUACAUCUUUGAGCUUGUGGUCGGGACAGAAGAUGUGUGUGAGGUCUUGUUAGCUGAAGGUCGCCAUUUAAUCCAAAAUGUAGAGGAUUUAAGGACUACCGGAGAUGAUGAAGAGAUCACACCCAGGCCUCAAGUUGGUUCUUUCAUUACCACGGAACCAAAGGAGCCACCAAUUUACUUUCCACUGAUAUUGCCAUAUGCAUUGGUGGCAAGACUUCUAAAACGGCCCAAGCCCCCACGCAGAUGUCGAGACUGUGGCACGCGCUUUUACCAAGCCUGGCGGCUACAAUUGCACCAGCACAAACACACAAAUAGAAAGACGCUGAAUAAACACCAAUGUGAUUGUGGACGAACCCCUGUCGGGUCCUUACAUUUUCUCCGACACCAGUUGGAACAUUUGAGCAGCACUGCCUUUAUCUGCGCCGUGUGCGGAAAGGUCUUGCGAGGUUACCGGCAGCUCCAAGCCCACAGUUGGCUGCACCCGCUAGUAUCUCAGUUCCAGUGCACAUGUGGAGCACGGUUUACUCAGCUUCCCAAAUACCUCUGGCACUCCUUAUUGAAUAAGACUAAAGACAGAAAGCAUCCCACACAAGGAAAGCGGUUGGUAUCUGUAUGAUGAGUGAGAAAGCAGAAAACUUCACAGUAGUUAAACAUUUCAGACCACUACUGCUUCAUGCUGCAGAUUUACUGAUGCCCGACGCGUUUUACAUAUGAUUUGCACAACAAGAAGUUAUUGCUUUCAUUUUCUUAAUAAAAUGAUAAUGAAAUAAAAUGAAGUCUAAAGUUAUGAAAUUAGCAAAAGCAAGAUUUUGUUGAUUUUGGCACUCAAUGUGUGUCGAAUGCAAUAAAUUUAUUAUUUUUG